CUCUUUCCUUUCUUCAUUUCUUUAAUCUCCAAAAAACAAAAACAAAAAUCAAAAUUAAGCCGAUAACAGUCCCACCACGCAUCACUCGCUAUGUACGGACAACCAACAUUCCCGCGCUCUUCCUCCGAGUUUCUCAGCGACUCACUGACGUCUCCCGACGUGGUGUCGUUGCCUUUAAACUUUCCGUUAAGUUCGCAGACUCAACUCACUGUAGCCAAGUCGGUGGAGUCGGUGAGCGACGUGAUUCACAGUGGCAGCAGUAGCAGCGGGAGUUUCAACUCGCCGACUUCGCUAGCGAGUUGCUGCACACAUAAACCGAGUUUCAUUAGAAGCUUCAGUAGCCAUUCCCUUCCAAAGAAUGAAUUCCACUGUCGUUUUGCCUCAAGCCUUAACGACUUCAUUGACUCUGAUUCUGCUCCGGUGAGGAGAGUUUUCAGUACCGGUGAUCUGCACCAGGUGCAGCAGAGUGGUCGGAAGGCAGAGAGUCCAUUGUCAAAUGAGAGUAGUGCAAUCAUUGAAGGAAUGAGCAGAGCCUGCCGCUACAGUCCCGAGGAAAAGAAACAGAGGAUUCAAAGAUACAGAACCAAAAGAACACUCAGGAACUUCAACAAGAAGAUUAAGUAUGCAUGUAGGAAAACAUUGGCAGACAGCAGGCCACGCAUCCGAGGAAGGUUCAUAAGAAAUACAGAAAUUGAAAAGAUUAAUCCCCAAGUUGAAUGGAGCCACAUAGCUGAUGGAGAAGAAGAUGAUGAGAUGAAUUGGAUUAGCUUUCUAGAUAUCCACUCUCACCAAUUGCUUAUUAAUCCUUAAUGUUUAUAGAUUUUUAGAUGCAAUUUGCUUGUUUUUUUUUUUCUUUAUAAUUUUAUGCAACGUUUUAAGUCACUUUGUCGGAUUUAAAAAAAAAAAAAAGGUGUUGUAAAUAUGAUUGGGUCACACAUUAUUCA
This is a messenger RNA of Gossypium raimondii (Peruvian cotton), 944 nucleotides long. Its product is annotated as zinc finger protein HD1. Bases 91 to 810 code for a protein of 239 amino acids. Gene Ontology annotation, molecular function: protein binding. The transcript has 3 exons. Gene Ontology annotation, cellular component: nucleus. The record is from RefSeq and is a predicted model, not a curated record. Gene Ontology annotation, biological process: regulation of flower development. NCBI's taxonomy places the organism in Eukaryota, Viridiplantae, Streptophyta, Magnoliopsida, Malvales, Malvaceae.